Messenger RNA from Thermothielavioides terrestris NRRL 8126, 1363 nucleotides. RefSeq lists its product as uncharacterized. Gene Ontology annotation, biological process: D-sorbitol catabolic process. The transcript is spliced from 4 exons. The coding region runs from base 136 to 1269 and encodes 377 amino acids. NCBI's taxonomy places the organism in Eukaryota, Fungi, Ascomycota, Sordariomycetes, Sordariales, Chaetomiaceae. Gene Ontology annotation, molecular function: L-iditol 2-dehydrogenase (NAD+) activity; zinc ion binding. The record is from RefSeq and is a predicted model, not a curated record.
UUCGUUUGCCUACCCGUUUCCGGCUGCAAAAUUCCACCGCCGUAUUCCGAAUCCUUCUCUUUUUCUCCAAGGUUCUCUCCGACGCUCUCCCCCAUUCAACCCUCGGGACUCGAUCUGUGUUCUUGGUCAUCUCCAAUGGCUGCCGCGAGGGUCAACGCAUCGGUGCUGCAUGGGGCCAGGGAUUUGCGCCUGGAGCAACGGGAGCUGCCCGCGCCAGGUGCUGACGACGUCCAAGUGGCCGUCAAGGCAACCGGGCUCUGCGGCUCAGAUCUCCACUACUUCAACCACUUCCGCAACGGCGACAUCUUGGUGCGCGAGCCCCUGACGCUGGGCCACGAAUCGGCCGGCGUCGUCACCGCGGUGGGGUCCGGCGUCACUUCGCUCCGGGUUGGGGACCACGUCGCGCUCGAGGUCGGCCAGCCAUGUGAGCAGUGUGAGCUGUGCCGCGAGGGUCGGUACAACAUCUGCAGGGAGAUGAAGUUCCGGAGCUCGGCGAAGGCGUAUCCCCAUGCCCAAGGUACCCUUCAGGAGCGCAUCACCCACCCGGCGAGGUGGUGCCACAAACUUCCGUCGGAGGUGUCCCUCGAGCUGGGCGCACUCGUUGAGCCCCUAUCCGUGGCCCUCCACGCCUCGGACCGGGCACGCCUUGCGCCUGGCUCCACAGUCCUGGUAUUUGGCGCCGGCACCGUUGGUCUGCUGUGUGCCGCCAUCAGCAGGGUCGUCAGCGACGCGAAGGUGGUCAUUGCCGACAUCCAGGCAGACCGGGUCAAGUUUGCUGUCGACAACGGGUUCGCCGACGCCGCCGUUGUCGUGCCCAUGAAGCGGCCGGACACUGUCGAAGCGAAGCUCGAGUUCGCAAGGGAGGUGGCCGCGGCUGUCAAGUCGACCAGCCUGAACGGCCGGCUCCUCGGCGAGGUAUCCGCGACGUACGAGUGCACCGGCGUAGAGACCUGUCUGCAGGCCUCCAUCUAUGCCACGGCCCCCGGCGGCCGCAUCAUGCUCAUCGGCAUGGGCAACCCCAUCCAGACGCUGCCCAUCUCGGCAGCCGCCCUGCGCGAGGUCGACCUCGUGGGCGUCUUCCGCUAUGCCAACACGUAUCCGCGCGUGAUCGAGCUGCUGGCCAGCGGAAACCCGCGGCUCCCGGAUUUCACCAAGCUGAUCACGCAGCGGUAUGCCGGCAUGGAGAACAUCCCGAAGGCGUUUGACAUGGCUGCGAGGGUGAAGGAUGACGAAGGCAACCUGGUGCUGAAGGUCAUGGUUGACAUGUAACGGAGGCCUUACCAACCCCCCUGGUGGGGCUCGUUCGCAGCAUAGAUCUUCCUAUCCUUGGUUACCGGACUUACUGUGUAAAGCUGCACAUGUA